This is a messenger RNA of Periconia digitata, 954 nucleotides long. The record is from the annotation of a GenBank genome assembly. NCBI's taxonomy places the organism in Eukaryota, Fungi, Ascomycota, Dothideomycetes, Pleosporales, Periconiaceae.
CUUCUCCUGCAGCGACGGCGGUGGGCCUCAGUUUCGCGACCGAGGCUGUUGGCAGCAGCCAGCUUGUCAAGCCAGCCCACUGGCGAGCGCUCUUGCCUCCCGCGCUGCUCAUUGGCCCUCGCCGCUCAAGUCUCCCUACUGAUCCGUUUCGCUGGUUACGCGAGCUCUCUUCUUCGUCGCUCGUUGUUCGCAAUCGCCCCCCCUUCCCCUCCAGCGAGCGUCAUACCGUCUGCAAUUCCGGGAGAUGUGCGCAUGGGCAAACCCCCCUCAGUGCCAACGGCCCAUCGUCCAUGGCUCGGAGAAAAUCUGCGGCGGCCGUUUGCGGCACUCGGCUGGAGCAAACAUACAUACAGGCUGAAGGCAUUCGCAGCCAACUCAGUCAUCCCACCCAUCCACGGGCGCCUCCAGGCUAGGAGAGCUACCGUCGACACAUGUGGCUCAACCGUCUGGCGUCGGUGGAGAGUUUGCAGAGGCAAGAGACGGCCGGGGCCCUGGCCGCCGCCGCUCCCACAGGACUCGGACGCGCCCGAGCUCCUUUCCGACUCAAAAGCCAACCCUCCCCACACCUCCACUCCUGCUGUUGGCGAGCUAAAUACUAGCAACACGGCGUGUCUGUCGUUCGCUGUUCGCUCCUGUGCCCCUGAGUUGCCCGUCAACCGCGCGGGACGAGCAUGCCAUGGCUUCCUAUGCCAUAUUUACCAUCAAGCCCGGCCCAAUGGCCCUGGGAAAGAGGCGCAGCCUGCCUUUGUCAUGAUUCAACACCGUACCUUGCAGCCCACCAACCCUCUUGGUGCUGGUGCUACUCGACAAACUCAAAAGUGUCCCACCAUGGUCGCAGUCAACCCAUUUCGGCGUAACAUCGAUUGCCACCUAGCUGCUUUGGUUCUCUGCUCAAGCCGUUUGUUUCUCGUUUGCCCACCUGCAGCACGCGAAUACGUGAAGCUAACCAACUAA